CUCGAUCACUCGGAUACACUCAUGACGGUGACAACUAAAUAGGCACGGGCAACAACCAUAACGUUUGCGCCCCCCGCACGCGCCAAGCACAAUAAACAUUUGCAUUAUUGUUUCGGAGGCGUCACUUGUCGAACGUUCGAUUUCCCCUCUUUCGCUCUCUGUUAGGGCUUCGAAAUCGCGAGCGUGCGAGCGAGAGAGAUAGAGAGAGGCAGAGCGCGCGCGAGAGAUGACUUACACAAGGGUAGAAAGGUCAUCUACUUCGCCACCCAGCUCACCCUCGCCUGUUAGAGGACGUAGAUCUAGAUCUUUGUCCAGGUCUAGAAGGAGCCGUUCGAGGAGCCGUGAGUCCCAUGAAUCAAAAAAUCCUGGCAAUAACUUGUAUGUGACUGGCUUAUCCACAAGAGUUGCUACUAGUGAUCUUGAGAGAUAUUUUGGCAAGGAAGGGAAGGUUAUGGAGUGCCAUCUUGUUACUGACCCUCGAACCAGAGAAUCUCGUGGUUUUGCUUUUGUUACUAUGGAAACUGUUGAGGAGGCAGACCGCUGCAUUAAAUAUCUAAACCGCUCAGUGCUUGAAGGUCGAUUAAUCACUGUGGAGAAGGCAAAAAGGAAGCGUGGCAGAACACCAACUCCAGGCAGGUAUCAUGGUCUGAGAGAUAAACGAGGACAUGGCCGUAGGCGUUCUCGUAGCUAUUCACCUCGGCGAUGGCAAGACAGAGAUCCUUAUUCAAGGGAUCGACGAGGAAGAUCACGCUCCCCUUAUGGUAGGAGGACCGAUGAUUAUUAUGACUCGCAUAGGAGGCGCAGGGAACGGUCUCUGUCUGCUGGUGGCAGCGGAUACAGUAGGGGAAAUUGAUGCCCAAUUGCUAGUAGAUGUUUACCCCUUGAUUGGACAUUGAAGCGGGACCUUUCUUGCGAUAUUCAUGGCUAUUUUCUCCUGGUGUACCUUUCAAAAACUGUGUAACGCUCCAAGACGGACUAUUGUUUCUUAUAUUUCCUGUUGUACAUCAACUAUUUCCUUUUCUAUUUUUUU
This is a messenger RNA of Malania oleifera, 1030 nucleotides long. RefSeq names its product serine/arginine-rich splicing factor SR45a-like. Gene Ontology annotation, molecular function: RNA binding. The transcript is spliced from 7 exons. The coding region runs from base 227 to 853 and encodes 208 amino acids. Gene Ontology annotation, biological process: positive regulation of mRNA splicing, via spliceosome. Gene Ontology annotation, cellular component: spliceosomal complex. NCBI's taxonomy places the organism in Eukaryota, Viridiplantae, Streptophyta, Magnoliopsida, Santalales, Ximeniaceae. The record is from RefSeq and is a predicted model, not a curated record.